AUGGCGGCGACCGGAAGUCCCCUCGCCCCGCGGGCGCGCCCGCUUCCGGUCCGCCCGCCCGCCCGCCCGCGGGGAAGACAAGAUGGCGGAGCUCCCGCAGCCUGCCCGGAACCGGCCGCCGGUGUCCCGGAGGAGCCGGAGCCCGCCGCGUCCCGCCGGCCCCUGGGCGACCUGCCGCGGGGCCUGGCCCUGGGGCCGUCGCUGGCCCAGGAGCAGUUCCUCGGAGUCUGGUGCGUGGGGAAGGGCCUGCAGCCCGGCCGGACCUGGGGGCCUCUGCCGGGGCCUGCCGCCUUCAAGGAGGCCACAGGACCAGCCCUGUGGCCCCAAGAGAUGUUCCAGAGCCUGCGCCUGGAUAAGUGUGUGUGUGAGCGGGGUUCAGGCUGGGCCAGCUUGGUGCGGCGGGCGAGCGAGGGGAACGUGGUUCCGGUGUGGAUCGGCGAGCGGCUCCACCUGCGAGUGUCCCGGCCCGUGGCCCCUGGCGCGGAGCUGCUGCUGGGGGAGCAGCCGGCGGCGAUGCCCGGGGCGGCGGAGGACUCUUGCCCAGGAGGGGCCCCGGCCCAGCCCCGGCCGGCGGCCAGUCGUCUCCCGGCCCUGCCCGCGCGGCCCGAGGUCCUGGAGGGGCCGGAGACGUCCGAGGACCGGACCGCGGGCUGCCGGCCCCCCGGGCCCCGGGGGGGGCGGCGGCCCGGCCGCGGAGGGGGAGCCCAAGGAAGGAAAGGA
Molecule: messenger RNA, 720 nt
Organism: Tachyglossus aculeatus (Australian echidna)
Lineage: Eukaryota; Metazoa; Chordata; Mammalia; Monotremata; Tachyglossidae
Product: zinc finger protein 408-like
Exons: 5
Source: RefSeq, a predicted model, not a curated record